This is a messenger RNA of Cryptosporidium muris RN66, 801 nucleotides long. Its product is annotated as RNA recognition motif. family protein. Gene Ontology annotation, molecular function: RNA binding. NCBI's taxonomy places the organism in Eukaryota, Apicomplexa, Conoidasida, Eucoccidiorida, Cryptosporidiidae. Bases 1 to 801 code for a protein of 266 amino acids. The transcript has a single exon. The record is from RefSeq and is a predicted model, not a curated record.
AUGACUGAAAUAAAAAAACGGGGAAGAAAGCCCCUCGCAAAGUCAACUGAAGAAGAUAGUUCAGAUUCCCAACAGUUACAUAACAAAGAGGAAAGUGCAGUCUUAUCGGCUGAAUCAGAAGCUUCUGAGCACAUACAGGAAAUAUCAACUGCAAGCAACAAUGAUAUAUCCUCGGCAAAUGAGAAUUCAGGUUCAACAUCUGCAUCAGAUCAGAAGUGCAAUGAUCCAUCAAGUACUUUGUACGUGUGCAGACUUUCUCUUCGUACAAAGGAGGAUGAUCUGAGGCGUCUUUUUGAGGAAUAUGGUAAAGUUACGGACUGUAGAUUGGUUACUAAUCCUCUAUCUGGUGAAAGUCGAUGUUUUGGCUUUGUAACAAUGAGUUGCCCUGAAGAGGCAGCUAGAGCAAGAGAUGCUCUUGAUUGUAAAGAGUAUCAAGAUGCUAAUCUUAAAGUUGAAAUGGCUAGAAGAGCUAAACCUUACGAACCUACUCCUGGGGAAUACAAGGGUCCUCAAUAUAGAUCAAUUAAAUAUAACUCUUCAUCCAGAAAUGGACCUCCCAGGUCUUAUCGUGGUCACUCGAGUAGGCCAAGCUCGAGGAGUCGUUAUGACUAUCCUCCUCAAUCCUCGUCUCACACAAGGAGCGAACAAUACAACAGACACGAUGAUUACUACAAUAGUAGGUAUAGUGACCACAGAUAUCCUUCAAGAUCAGAUGACUACCACCAUCCUUCACGAUACCACUCUCCUCCAAGAUAUUCCUCAAGAGCAGAUCCAUACGACUCUAGAUACUCAAGACGUUGA